UUCUGUCUGCCGGUAUAAUCGAUCAUUUAUCUGUGAUCUGUGGAAGUCUUUUAACACAUCAGAGAGACGGACGAGCGGUGACUGUACUGUGGGCCCGCGCAUGCGCAGUGGGAGCCCCGGAGCCGCAGGAGAUCAGAGCUGCGCUCCAGCACAAUCACCAGGACGCCGUUAUGAGUGCCAAAGUGAACAUGGAGGCUCCAUCCAAAGAACCCGACCCCAUGGAGCCGUCGUCCUCGUCUCCCAGCGAGACCAUCCUCAUCUGUGGGACCGACAGCAUGGCCAAGAAGGCCCGACCUCAGACCCACACCACCACCACCACCACCACCACGGCCCUCCUCCUGCCAGCUCCUGGCCAUCAGAAGGUGGAGGUGACUCCAGCUGUUGCCGUGGGAACCCCAGGUAAAGGCGGCAGGGCCAAUGAGAUGGCCACACCCGCCCUGACAGCACAGGUGGGUGGAGCUUGCAGCAUCGUCCACGUCCUGGAGUGGAAGGAGGGGAUGGCCAUCCUACCCAGUAGCAACCUCAAGUUUUGCGUGAGUGACGUAGGAACGCUGAGCACACUGAUCACCCCGGGGACGACCGGCGGCACCAAUGAAGCAGCAGCCGGGACUUCUGGGAAAUCCACUGAGGCAGAAAACGCUGCAGACAAGCCAGAUGUGUCGGCGGCCGUCAGCGCUGUGAGAGCUGCAGCUGUGGAGCCGGAGAGGUUGGUGCCCGUCAAGCAGGAAGUCCAGGUCGGACCUGGACAGCAGAACCACGAUCCCAGAGCUCCGAGGAGCUACACCGAGGAGCUCCGCAGGGACCCGAUCACUGACAAGAGGAGCAUCGGGGUGGAGAAGGUCCCAGCAGGCGGCAGAGUCUCCUCCCUCAACCCUGACCACCUGAAGCCCAUGAGGAAGAGGAAGAGGAAGGAGUACCUGAGUCCGUCUGAGGAGGACUCUGACAUCGAGGGAACGGAUGAGAAGAUGGACGAUUCCAAAGUAGACAGCCGGCACAUCAGAGGAGGUGGAGACAGUAAGACGGAGCUGUGGACGUGGACUCAGUAUCUGGAGGAAAGCAAGGCUGUCGCUGCUCCCAACAAGCUUUUCCAGGAGUCCCAGAGAGUCCCGACAGUGAAGAACGGCUUCAAACAGGGGAUGAAGCUGGAAGGCAUCGACCCGCAGCAUCCCUCCAUGUACUUCGUCCUGACCGUGGCUGAGGUCUGUGGUUACCGGCUGAGGCUCCAUUUCGACGGCUACUCAGACUGCCACGACUUCUGGGUGAACGCCAACUCGCCUGACAUCCACCCUGCAGGCUGGUGUGAAAGCACAGGACACAAACUGCACACCCCCAAAGGCUGUAAAGAGGAGGAGUUCACCUGGACCAACUACCUGAGGAUGACUAAAGCACAAGUGGCUCCUAAAGAAGUGUUUGCGAGUCCCGGCAGGAUCGAUGUGAAGUGCGGUUUCGAGACGGGAAUGAAGCUGGAGGCCGUCGACCGCAUGAAUCCAUCCCUCAUCUGCGUAGCAACCGUCACCGACGUGGUGGACGACCGCUUCCUGGUUCAUUUUGACAACUGGGACGACACAUACGACUACUGGUGUGACGCCAGCAGUCCGUACAUUCACCCGAUUGGCUGGUGCCAGGAGAGGAACCUCCCGCUAACGCCACCCCAAGAUUACCCAGACCAGGGCCGCUUCUCCUGGUCUCUGUACCUGGAGGAGACCGGAUCCAAGGCGGUGGCUGCGGACGCCUUCAAAGUGCGGGCGGCCCACAGCUUCCAGCCGCAGAUGAAACUGGAGGCUGUAGACAAGAGAAGUCCUGGUCUGAUCAGAGUGGCCACGGUGGAGGAGGUGGAGACUCAUCGCAUUAAGGUCCAUUACGACGGCUGGAGUCACGUCUAUGAUGAGUGGAUGGACUCGGAUCAUCCAGACGUCCAUCCGGCAGGCUGGUGUGAGGCGACCGGUCACCCUCUGAAAGUUCCCCCACGGGACGGCAAAAUACAGCAGCUCCAUGGUGUGAGGGACCCUCCUGCUACCGGCCAGACCACCUACCCCUCCUCUGUUCCCUGUAAACCCAUCAGCCACCCCAGAACCAACAAGUACAGCUUCCACAACAGCAGGAAAUGUCCGACUCCCGGUUGUGACGGUUCGGGUCAUGUGACCGGUCGUUUCACCGCCCAUCACUGCAUAUCCGGCUGCCCGUUGGCCGAGCGUAACCAGGGCAGGCUGAAGGCCGACCUGUCCGACUCAGAGUGCAAGAGAAACCUUUUCUUCGGCCAGAGGACCAAGAAGACUCACUACCGUGGCAGGAUUGGUCGUCCUCCCAAAUACAGGAAGAACCAGCAAAGAGACUACCAGAACAUGUCCUCAGAGGGAGUGUAUCCGUCGCUGUUCAUGUCGGCUCUGAGCGGUCAGUCGGACCGGACUCUGUCUCUCUGCUGGGAGCAGCACUGUAAGCUGCUGCCCGGCGUUCAGGGGAUUCACGCCAGCCAGGUGGCAGCAUGGAGCGUGGAAGAGGUCUUCAGGUUUGUCCAGAAUCUGAUCGGCUGUGAAGAACAGGCUCGGCUCUUCAAAGAAGAGAUGAUCGACGGGGAGGCGUUCCUGCUGCUGACCCAAACCGACAUCGUGAAGAUCAUGAGCAUCAAGCUGGGUCCCGCCCUCAAGAUCUCCAACGCCAUCCUCAUGUUCAAGAGCACAGACGAGGGACUCAAGUGAUCCCGCUCGCUGGGAGCCGAUCAUCAUGUGCCAAAUUCAUUCUGUUGCAGGGGAAAAGACCCUGAACCCUUUUUCAUGUGUUUGGUGUCCUGUACCCAUCAGAGAGAGGGAGGGGGGGAGGCCAGGAAAUUGGAAAAUCUGGAUAUUAUGGGGGGAAUGAUGGCAAAAUCUUGUAUAGUUGACAAAUUGCUGGACAAAUCUGAGUUCAGUAUCAGGGUUCAGUUAUUACUGUUCGUUACCGUCCACAGCGUGUUCGGCUAAAAAACCUCAAGUAAGUUCAUUUCCAGCCACAUAUUUUCAUGUUGAAUUUGAAUGAUAAGCCUUGCUGUUUCAGGUUCUGCAUCAGUUUAGAGAGGACGUCUUAAAAAAGAAGAAAACUGAUUCUUUUAAAGACAUAUGUUGGUUUUCCUGCUCCCCAGAUUUAGACAAAAUAAAGAGAAUAUGCAGAAAGAUCCAGAAAAACUGAUUGAACUCAUGGGACUGGACAGGGGAAAUGUAGGGAAGAAGUCAGAGGAGGUAAAUGCAGUAAGUGAGGCUCCUGCAAGCUUCACGUUUUGUGCAAUAAAGAAGAGUAACACUAAUAUUACAGCUCCUUGUAUUUAUCAGACAAACUGUUGCACUGUGACAGUAUAAUAUAGGAAAUAAGCUGCUUUAUUUAGACUGUUGGAAAAAGAAUUACGGCAGAAUUUCAGGAUCUUUAUGAAGCUAUUUUUGUUUUCUGCCUCGAAAUGUGAAAAGUCAAGCGACAGAGGAGCUGUACAGUUUAAAAUGGACAUAAACGCCACAGUUUUUAAUCUCUAUAUGCAAAAGGUCUGAAAUUAUUUUUUAGCAAAUCUUAAUAGAUGAAAAGGACUCUUUGCAUUGGCAUUUUAGCACAACUGUGAAACCCAAAUGAUGAUAUUCCCACACUUGGUCACUAGAGAGUGCAAAAAUCCACAUUUUUAGCACUAUAAAGACGUAUUUGGUCUCUAGCCAGUGGAGCUCUGUACAGUUUACGUGUGAUGGAAACUCCAUUCAGACUGUGUUCACCCAGAUGUUUACAUUUUAUGUCAGAGUUGGUUUAAAAAAAUGAAUCUACUGUAUGGAGUUGACAUUGUGAGAUGAAAGUUGAAUGUUUUAAGGGCUCUUGGAAUCUUAAAUAUUACUUCUUUGCGUGUCUCUCUGGUGGGCUUCGUGCGUGUGCGUGUCAAGAUAAUCUCGGGUCACAAUCGUCAUUCAAUCCAUAAGAAUCAAUAAACGUCCAAAGCUGUCUCGUCUGA
Messenger RNA from Acanthochromis polyacanthus (spiny chromis), 3955 nucleotides. RefSeq names its product L3MBTL histone methyl-lysine binding protein 1 (gene l3mbtl1). The record is from RefSeq and is a predicted model, not a curated record. Lineage: Eukaryota; Metazoa; Chordata; Actinopteri; Pomacentridae. The transcript has 22 exons. Gene Ontology annotation, cellular component: nucleus. Gene Ontology annotation, biological process: regulation of DNA-templated transcription. Gene Ontology annotation, molecular function: zinc ion binding; protein binding. Bases 171 to 2696 code for a protein of 841 amino acids.